AUGUUAUUAUUAUUUUUUAUUAGAGAAAGCGAACACACACUUAUUUGGCGUGGUGUACGCGAAGAUCUUAGUGCUCUUUAUCCAAAGGGUAAAGAAUUCGCAUGGUGGGCAUUUAGUUCUUGUACUGCUUCAAUAGAUGUCCUUGAAUCACCGAAUUAUGUGGGAAAAUCAGGCACAAGAACAAUAUUCUCUAUUCAAACCAGUAGUGGAAAAAACAUCCAGGUCCAUUCAUAUUUUGAAAAUGAAGAUGAAAUCCUUCUACCUCCAGGUAUUUAUCUCAAAGUGAUUGGUAGUUUGAAACCAGCUGAAGGUCUACAUAUUGUUCAACUUCGUGAAAUUCCACCGCCAUACCAAAUGCUUGCUGAACCAUUUGAUCUCUCUCAACUCAAAAAAGCUUUACCAGAGUCAAAACCAUCAUCAUCUAUAUCAAGCUCGCACAGAAAACAAGAAGACUAUCCAAUAGCAGACGCUCCAUCGAAGUCACACAAAGAAGUCUCCUCGAAAAGCAGUAAGUUACGACUAUUUCAUUAA
Molecule: messenger RNA, 531 nt
Organism: Rotaria sp. Silwood1
Lineage: Eukaryota; Metazoa; Rotifera; Eurotatoria; Philodinida; Philodinidae
Source: the annotation of a GenBank genome assembly